Hippoglossus stenolepis (Pacific halibut) is the source of this 5690-nucleotide messenger RNA. It is a transcript of the gene ofcc1, whose product is annotated as orofacial cleft 1 candidate 1. The transcript has 20 exons. Bases 1 to 3075 code for a protein of 1024 amino acids. Lineage: Eukaryota; Metazoa; Chordata; Actinopteri; Pleuronectiformes; Pleuronectidae. The record is from RefSeq and is a predicted model, not a curated record. Gene Ontology annotation, cellular component: perinuclear region of cytoplasm.
AUGGACACCUUUGGCACCAAGUUAAAGCAGAAGGCUCUGAAGCAACCUAAGCAGAAGAAAUCCAAGUCGGCUGAAUUUCUGAUGGGGGAAGAGGAGAGGGAUGCAGUGGUAGGCAUAGAAAACCCAGCUUUUAAUGGAGGAAGAAGUGCCAAGCCUUCUGUUCCUCUGGUUUGGUUGGGAAGAGAAAUUCGAGGUGACAGGCCGGAUAGCACCCUUGCAGCUCACCCAAAAAAAAUGGAGCUGCAAGCCCCUGCCAAAGAAAGAGGAGAUGAACAUGCCCAAAAUUACUUUGACCCAUCGUCGGCAGCGCAGACGGACCCAAGACAUUGCAGGAUGGCCGGGGCCAGCGCUGAAGAUGAGCUGGAAUUAACAUUAUUAAAUGCAGAUGAAAACAGACUGUAUCAGACAAUGGCUGCACUGUUGGAUGAGGACGACACCUUCAUAGACAUACCUGGUACACUGCAAGCCUCCGGGGAUGAGGAGGUGUUGGAGGUGAAGUCAGGUGAUCCGGUGCUUCAGCGGCGACUGAUGCUCCACAGUGGUGGUCGUGCCUCGGGCUCCGGGCCCUCCCAGCCCCACGCCACUGCCAGGACCCAGUUUGAGACUGGUGCUGGGCUGGAAGUGGAAGCUGGACCCGAAGCAGGGAGGAUGGUAAUGGGCAGCGAGAGCACUGUAAAAAUGAGGAUAGCUGAGGAGGUGAUCCCCCACUACACCCAGCAGCUGAGGGAGCGUGUGCAGCCUGACAUGAUCACGCUUGGCAGCCUUUCACUGCAGCAGAUGAACCAGAGCACAACUCCCCAGCCUGUGGAGGUGUGUGUGUGCUGCCUAAGAGCCGCCAGAGACAAACUACCCAGGGGCCUCUACGCUGUCAGCGUGUCCCUGUACAGUCGUCUCGGGGGAUCAGCUCUGGCUUGGCGCAGGGGGAAGGAGGAGCAACAAUGGGCUGUGACCACCGAGCCGGUCGAGCAUCGGGGCCGCUUCUACGACACCAACCUGCACAUUAACCAGAACCUGUUCACGAUUUUACCUGCAGCCCGUGAGGUGGUCCCCUCCAUGGUGCUGAUAUUCCAACUGAUCGCUCUGCCGGGAGCCAGCGACCACGUCAGCUCAGUGGUGGCGUGGGGGGCAUUUCCCGUUUGCGGCCCAAGCCUCGGCCUCGUGCAGGGCAGGUUCAAGACGCCUCUUCUCAGGGGGGAGCCCAACGCACAACUGGACCAGUUUAAAAAAAUUGAAGGCCUCCUCUCGUCUGAUCUCGACCACUGGCUGUGCAACAUGUACUUUCAGGUCAAAAGGCUCCCAUCUAGGGGGCCGGAGCACGGCACCACUGCACUGAUCCCCCCUGCUAACCCCCCAGUGGUGCCCCAACCCGACGCCCAACGUGACCCACUCCAGAGCCAGCUUCCACUGCAGCCCCAGCCCUCGUCCCAGCCCCAGCUUUGUACCCAGUCCAUUCAUCCUCAGUCCCUCUUAUACCCCCAGCAGCAGCCACACGCGGGCCCCAGCAGCGGAGCAGGAGAGCCCGCUGCGGCGUACUCUCACCGGGGGUCUCCUCUCCACCUGUCAGCUGAUUCCGCGUGCUCCUCCUCGUCUCUGCCAGGUAGGGAUCCACCGCCCAUUUCUGGGAACACAGGCGAGAAGGGUGAUCCGUGCGGCAGGGUGAAAGCAGAGGGCGGAAUCCACUACAAGAAGAAGCCAAUCAAGAAGACAAAUAGCUGCGGCCCCAGCAUGAGCAGCGGCAGCGCGCCGCCUCGGCAGGCAGGCAAACAGAGGAUGCGGCAUUCAGUGGAGAACCUCUCCACGGAGGAGAUGGAGGAGUAUACAUUCUCCCUACAAUCACCAGUGACAGGACCUGUCUCCCGCCCCCCGCGCCUGUCCGAACGAGCCCGCCUGGCCCUGCACAUGCUGUCGUCCGACCUGGGCCCGCCGUUGCCGGGGCAACAGCAGCCGCGUACGAGCUGGCGCGGCUCUGUUCGGCAGCUCAGCCUCAUUAUGCUGCUGAUGGCUUUGAUGUGGUUUGUGAGGCUCUACCUGCAUUACUGCAGCCAGUGGCUCUACCUCCAGGCCAUAGCAGUUCCUGUCAACAAGUUCCAGUUCCACGCACACACGGUGGAGCUUGUAUACCAGAGUUCCUUGCUCCACAUCUGGGAGGAGAUGGCGAUGCUGGUGGUGGGUCCCCUGACCUUGAACGCAUUAACGUUCCUGCUGGUUCUGAUCAGAUGGGGCUGUCAACAGAUAUUUGGCUCACUCCCUUCCUUCACGUCAAAGUUUAUCAUGGCUCAGGGAGUGUGGACAGUCCUCGACCCUCUGGCGGUCUUUGCAGUGGACGCCGUCCUUGGGCGUCUCACCUACAGCCCAGACACACCAGUGGGGGACGCGGCAAAGCUCUACUGGCACUUUUAUCGAACUGACCAAUCGGGUGCAGCCGGGCUGGUUAUCACUCUCUUCCUCUACGCGGUCCUGUUUCUGCUCUCCAUCACCAUCCUCUCCAUUUACCUGCUCAGAUUCCACAACGAUGGCCACAUGCUGGACAUCUUUCAGCGGCUCACAGCCAAAGAGGGGAUGUACUUCCUGCCGCAAGAUCUGGAGCUGUCCAAUCAGGAGCUGAGCUACAUUGUCAGGAAGGCAGAGCAGUGGCGAGGCUUCAAUGGGGAGAGGCGCAAGGUGGCAGUUAAUGACUAUAUCUGGACAGCAGAAGACCCCCUCCCUGAAUCAGCAGCAUCCAGCAGUGACGCUCUGAGGGAGGGCGCCCCCCACCCAGAGGGCGAGACCAGCACACAUGUGGUCGUCUACACCCUGUACCUGAGUGGGCAGAAACAAAGAUACAGACACUUCCUCCGACAAUCUAACGGGGCCAUCGUUGAGGUGAUAGGUGACACCGAGGGGGUGCACGGUGAUCCCAGGAUGGCUCCCUGUCCAGGUCAGGGCUCCACCAAUCAGAGGGCAGACAAGGAAGGCAGGAGUGCCCCCCAGCAGCUACGCCAACGGAAGAAACUCUUUUGCCGGUCCCAUCGUGUUGAGCCAGUAGGAGGAAGCGGGUGUGGCUCUAGCUUUGCACUGCAGGACCUCAACCAAUGACAUCAGAGCAAAGACAGAGAUAGUUGGAGCCUGAACUGAUGUAAGUUCGCUUAUCAACCGUCUGUUUGACUUGAAGACGCUGCAGGAUUCUGUAAAGUAGCAUUUACAUUUAUUUAAUACUUGAAUAUUCUCUUUAUGUUGUACUUUACGAUACUUUUACCGUUUAAUGACUGAAAACAAAUGUCGAAAGCCGCUUUUCCACUGGUCAAAAAACCACCCUCUAAUAUCUGGCUUGUGUCAGCUAUGGGAAUGGAUUCAAUCGACAUUCUCUCCCGGGUCAAAUGACUCAGGCUCUGAUUGUCACUGAUGGAAACAAGACACCCCGGUGAAUGUGCUAAUUUGGCAGAAGACAGUGAGGAGAGAGAGUGCCUCAGUUGCCAGUGCCUUGGUACGUUCGUUGACAUCGGACAAAGGGUCAAAAACCGAAAGGCAAUAAAGAAGUCAAUCACCUCUUCGUUUACCCACUCAUCAGAAUAACAGCAAACCAAAUACGAUACACUAGAUCCUUGUCUUAAAGGCUCUUUGUGAUUUAAUAAACAAUGUCCAGUCACACUUCUAAUGAAGGCCCGGUGUCGAGUGCAGCCGCGAGACAGUGAAACAUGAAGAUUCUAAAAGUCACUAAUCAGAAGACGAGUGAUAAAAUAUCAAUAUUGGCCUCACAUUAAGCAGGAUAAUAUUCCGGCCAGCUUGAUUUGUAUUGAACAUGUGUCUGCUGGCUGGUGCUCAGUGUAAUGAAGUGGCUCACAAAUCAGGCAGUAAUGACCACCAACUUACACAUAUUGCUUAAUUAAAGGUUGUGAGCUUAUUAGCAUGUGUCUCUGGCACACGGCGCGGCGAGAUGGGGAUCGGGGCUGAUGUCGUCCAGGGCCAGGCUGUAAAGGUUUUAUAGAUAGCUAACCUAUCAUACUAAAGCCAUAGCCCCCCCCCCCCAUUAAAAUUGGAUCUUAAUAACCUGUCAUUUUCAUUGAUGAUGAUUCUCCUUUAUGGGCAGCCAUUACGGAUCAAGUCCUGGGCCUUGUUGGAUGGCGAUAGCGGUCAUUUGUGCUCGUCAUUAUCAUGAGCACACCUUACUUUGGCCUUGAAGUUGCUCCUCACCUCCAUGUCUAAACCGUCGCGGUCGUAGCCCCCUGGGGGUGUGGCGCACAGUGCAUAUGGACACACACACACUCGCACAUAACACAUUCUCCCCUCACGCACACGUAUCCAACACUUAAGUUUCUGAGGGUCUGACAGAGCCAUGGGCCUUGUCCUCAUAAAAAAUGGGCGUAAAGGUAAAAGAAGUUAGUUGACAUUUCUAGUCCAUCUACGAUGUAGGAUGGGGGAAUAAGUACACAUUGUCGUAAUUCUACCCGGGAUGCAUUAAUGUUUAAUUUCAGUGUACGCAAAUGUUUAUUAGAUGAUGACAUUUGCUUUAUUUUGGUGUAUUUUUAGCAUAGCCAGGAUGUCUUGUUGCAACCUUCCCCUCUGUCUGCCUUUGACACUAGCCAGAUCCUAUAGAGCUAAUGCGCCCCAAUUAGAGAUCAUUCCAUUAACAGUGACAGUGCUACACCCCCCAAUUCAAUCAGGCCCCUAAUGAACAUUAAGCAGAGACGCUGUCUCUCAGAGAUGACAGGAACCUCUUCUCUCCCUCCAUUUCCCCUACCUUCCUCUGCUGCACCAUUUAGACCAACUCCGGUUUGCUUUUCGCUUACUCUGCCUUCUUUCUUUAAUUGUCUAGAUGCGACAUGAUGUAUAUCCUACCCGUCUCUUAUUUGUUUUGUUAUUUUUUUGAUUUACAAAAUCUACAAAUAGUGAUGAAUGGCUUUUGUGAUCUUUUCCACCACCGUUUUUGUUUUAUUCAUCAUCAUCAAAACGAUGCCCCAUGCGGGGAGGUUCCAAACGGGGGGCAGAGGGUGCAGAUGCAGAAGAGGGCAAAAGGUAUUUCAACGGUUCAAAUAUUUGAUUGUUAAUGACAAACACCAUUUCACUGCGAUUUAAAUUUCAAAUUGAUCCCUGCGAGCAAGUUUUUCUGGGGGAGAGGAACAUACCCCAAGGUCUGCACUCCACAAUUUGCUGAUUUAAGUUGAAAGAAAACCUUUUUUUUUUUUGCAGAACUAUCAUAAGGGAACUGCAGCGCCUGCAUCUGCUUAGAGCCAGCCCGACCUGGGGAUGUUGCUGGAGAGUGAGAAAAAGAAAAGAGGGGGGAAAAAAAGAAAACAUAAAAAGAAAAAAAUAACACUUUUGUCUAAUUCUAUAUUUAUAUAGCCCUCAGCUUGAGGUGUUCACAUAAAACAGUUUGUAUUGAGAAGUGCUGCGGUGAUCGUUAUGCUGCGCGUCGAGAUCGGCGACUCUUGGGGCGCGGUUGGCGGGAGCAGCUCAGCCUGAUUCAUUUGAAUUAAAGUUACCCAACUAAAUAAAAUGGAUUCAAAUCCCCACUUUUGCUGCUUUCAUUCUUUUCAACCCUUUUCUGGCUGUUAUUUUUUUCUUUCUAUAAAGGAACCACGAGCAUUUCUUUUGAUGAAGAAGUUUGUACAUUUACUGUCUUUGCAUACAUGUCUGUAUUUCCUAUUUUGCCCAACUUCAUGUGUGGCACCUUCUUCUGUUUGAUGUUGAAAUGUAAUUAUGUCUCGUGGAGG